CCCGUUUGCCCCGUGGGCCCCAACUCGAGGAACAAGAAGUGACAUACAGAUAAGCUUUCGGAGGUCCGCGCUGAUUUCUUAGAUCGGCGCUGGACCCCCCUCCCUGGCGAGCGCCGCCAGGGGGCUCCAGUCCCGAUUCAAGAAAUCCGCGCGGACCUCCGAGAGUUUAUGUUUAUGCUAUCUGAUGUUCCCCAACCAACGGCUGCAGGAACUGCAAGGACAAGCACCAGGGGUGCCCCGGCUUUGCGGCGGCGUACGGGGGCAAGGGGUGCGAGGACAACCCGCCGUUCAUGCUCGAGGUGUGCCCGCAGACGUGCAACGCGUGCCAUCUCGUGGACAAGACCCCACGGUGCAGACAAGUACGGGAGAUGCCCAGCGCAGUGAAACCAGGCGCCAUAAAUCAGACUUUCGAGCGCAUGCUGAGAAUCAAGGGCCUCAGUGUAGAGGUCAUCAGCAGAGAUCCUUGGAUCGUGAAGCUUGCCAAUUUCUUGACUCAGAAGGAAAUUGACUUUCUGAAGGAUGAGCAGAUCCGAGGCCCGUGGAAGCAGGCAGCCGACAUGGACGGAGGUGGGAAUACGGUGCACUCCACCAAUCGAAAGACGGAGGUGGCCUGGUGCGACUGCCACUGCCAGAACCACCCCGUGUCCAGGCGGCUGUUUGCUCGGAUCGGCGAGGUGUUGCGUGUGCAUCCUCACUACACGGAGGCGAUGCAGUUCCUGCGGUACACGGAGGGCAUGUAUUACAAGCCUCACCACGACUCGCCGCACAUAAGCCGCAACGUCAACCAUGCUUGCAAGCACAGGAUCUACACGUUCUUCAUGUAUCUGAACGAUGUGCCUCAGGGUGGAGCAACUGCCUUCCCUGGGCUCAACAUCUCUAUCAAGCCGGAACGUGGCUCCGCAAUCCUGUGGCCGUCAGUCUACGACCACGACCCGUACGUCGCGGAUAUUCGCACGAUUCAUGAGGCGUUGGCUGUAGAGAAGGGCGAGAAGCUCUCAGUGAACGUGUGGUGGACGCAGGGCCCGAGGGUCUUGUCGGACAACCUCGGCUGCGACGCGGCGCCGAUCAAUUUCCGCUAG
Messenger RNA from Prorocentrum cordatum, 1079 nucleotides. NCBI's taxonomy places the organism in Eukaryota, Dinophyceae, Prorocentrales, Prorocentraceae. The record is from the annotation of a GenBank genome assembly.